Messenger RNA from Dendrobium catenatum, 1206 nucleotides. RefSeq lists its product as uncharacterized. Gene Ontology annotation, molecular function: metalloendopeptidase activity; ATP binding; ATP-dependent peptidase activity. The record is from RefSeq and is a predicted model, not a curated record. Bases 95 to 1069 code for a protein of 324 amino acids. NCBI's taxonomy places the organism in Eukaryota, Viridiplantae, Streptophyta, Magnoliopsida, Asparagales, Orchidaceae. The transcript has 10 exons. Gene Ontology annotation, biological process: proteolysis.
UCCGCUGCACCACGAAGUUUUACUCGCGCCAGUUGAACGUUAUCUCCUAACUCUGCUGCUGCUCUCUCGCUCUCCUAAGGCGGGAGAGUUGAGGAUGGCGUUUCGCUUCGUCCCUUUUGUUGUUUACCCGAGCACUAGGGUUUAUCAUUUGGAAUCUCCUCUCAGAAGGUCGGAAAUAUGGAGAAAAUGGUGUAUUGGAGCUUCCUCUGCUGCGCCAGGGGUCGAUCUCGAGGCGCUCAAUGCGGCGAUUGCUAAGAAAGAUAGUGACGCUGUAAAAGAUGCACUUGACCAACUGAAUGGAGCUGGUUGGGCGAGGAAGUGGAGCUCACAACCUUAUGUGUCACGUCGUACAACUUCUUUGAGGGAGCUAACCACUCUGGGAAUAAAAAAUGCAGAGAAUCUUGCAAUUCCAAGCGUCAGAAAUGAUGCAGCGCUUCUUUCUACGGUAGUCGGAACUACAGGAUUACUUGCUGUCCUUGCUGGUAGACUACCCGGGGAUUGGGGCUUCUUUGUACCCUACCUAAUUGGAAGUAUUCCCCUGAUAGUUUUGGCUGUGGGGAGUAUUUCUCCCGGCCUUCUUCAAGCUGCCAUUGUUGGAUUUUCUUCAUUUUUUCCGGAUUAUCAAGAGAGGAUUGUCAGGCAUGAAGCUGCUCAUUUCUUAGUUGCCUACUUGAUUGGUGUUCCCAUCUUGGAUUAUUCAUUGGAUAUUGGGAAGGAGCAUGUCAACCUAGGAGAUGAAAGGUUGCAGCAGCUUAUAUAUACUGGAAAUCUCGAUGAUAAGGGACUGGACAGGUUGGCUGUUGUGUCAAUGGCUGGAUUAGCAGCUGAAGGCCUCCAAUAUGAUAAGGUUAUUGGCCAAUCAGCUGAUUUGUUCUCUCUUCAGAGGUUUUUCAAUAGAACUAAGCCCAGUCUUAGCAAAGAGAAACAGCAGAAUCUAACAAGAUGGGCUGUCUUAUUUGCAGGCUCUCUUCUUAAGAAUAACAGAACUGCUCAUGAAGCCCUCAUGUCUGCCAUGUCAAAGAAGGCUAGCGUCUUAGAUUGCAUCAAAGCAAUAGAGAAUGCCUCUUAGAUCCCGAAGGUGUAAUAGAUCAACAGAAAAUUGUAUAGCUAAAUGGAUCUAUAAAAUUAACAUUCUUAUAUCUCAUUUUAUCUUUAUGUAUUAUACAUAAACUCGUAUCUAAUUUACUAAAUAAACUUUUUACAGCA